AUGGCUUCCAAAAAGAAGUGGGCCGAGCGGCGGGAACUGCGCAGAGAGCGGGCAUUCUCCAUCAGGGACGACGCCUCUGUCAUAUCCGGGACAUCUGGGCCAGGACGUCCAACCACUAGGGGGCGUUUCUCAGAGUCAUGGAAGAGGCUCAGUUCCAGAGGGGGUUCCACCAAGAGGGGGGUGCUCAACUCUCAGCAGCCACCGGCACAGAAAUCGUGGAUAGAGAGAGCGUUCAGCAAGAGAGAAUGUGUUCAUAUCAUAGUGAGCGCCAAAGACCCCCAUAGGUGCUGUUGUGGUCGACUGAUUGGUCAGCAUGUGGGCCUGCCCCCGGGCAUCUCAUCCAGUCAAAAUGACAAGACCGAGCGCUUGGCCAAGAACGACAGCCUGUCGGAGAAAUGGUCCAUCAGCAAACACACACAGCUCAGCCCCACUGAUGCCUUCGGUACCAUCGAGUUCCAGGGAGGUGGACACUCCAACAAAGCCAUGUAUGUGCGUGUGUCUUACGAUACCAAACCUGAUCUGCUGCUCCACCUGAUGACCAAGGAGUGGCAGCUGGAGCUCCCCAAGCUUCUAAUCUCAGUGCACGGGGGCCUGCAGAACUUUGAACUACAACCAAAACUGAAACAAGUUUUCGGCAAGGGGCUCAUCAAGGCCGCCAUGACCACCGGAGCUUGGAUCUUCACCGGCGGUGUCAACACAGGAGUUAUCCGCCAUGUGGGCGAUGCUUUGAAAGACCAUGCCUCAAAGUCAAGAGGGAAGAUCUGUACCAUUGGAAUUGCCCCAUGGGGCAUUGUAGAAAAUCAAGAAGAUUUGGUGGGCAAAGAUGUGGUGCGUCCAUACCAGACAAUGUCGAACCCUCUGAGCAAGCUGACGGUAUUGAACAGUCUCCACUCCCACUUCAUUCUAGCGGACAACGGCACCACGGGGAAGUAUGGUGCGGAGGUCAAACUGCGGCGCCAGUUGGAGAAGCAUAUCUCCCUGCAGAAGAUCAAUACACGUAUCGGUCAGGGCGUGCCCGUGGUGGCUCUGAUAGUGGAAGGCGGUCCUAACGUGAUUUCUAUCGUGCUGGAGUACCUGCGGGACACCCCGCCGGUUCCUGUGGUGGUGUGCGACGGCAGCGGCAGAGCCUCGGACAUCCUGGCAUUCGGACACAAGUACUCGGAGGAGGGAGGAAUAAUCAACGAGUCUUUGAGAGACCAGCUGCUGGUGACCAUCCAGAAGACAUUCACCUAUAGCCGCACACAGGCCCAGCACCUCUUCAUCAUCCUCAUGGAGUGCAUGAAGAAGAAGGAGCUGAUAACAGUUUUCCGGAUGGGGUCAGAGGGCCACCAAGACAUUGACCUUGCCAUCCUCACUGCACUACUUAAAGGUGCUAAUGCAUCGGCUCCUGACCAGCUGAGUCUAGCUCUGGCCUGGAACAGAGUGGACAUUGCCCGCAGUCAGAUCUUCAUCUACGGACAGCAGUGGCCUGUGGGUUCCUUGGAGCAGUCGAUGCUGGAUGCGUUAGUUCUGGACAGAGUGGACUUUGUCAAGCUACUCAUAGAAAAUGGAGUCAGUAUGCACCGUUUCCUCACACUCUCUAGGCUGGAGGAGCUCUACAACACGAGACACGGACCAUCCAACACGUUGUACCACCUUGUCAGAGACGUCAAAAAGCGAGAAUAUCCAGGUUUCAGUUGGAUCUACUUCAAGGGGAACUUGCCUCCGGACUACCGCAUUAGCCUCAUUGACAUUGGACUGGUCAUCGAAUACCUUAUGGGAGGUGCAUACCGGUGUAACUACACCCGGAAGAGAUUCAGAACGCUGUACCACAACCUCUUUGGACCCAAGAGACCCAAAGCCCUGAAGCUGCUUGGGAUGGAGGAUGACAUGCCGAUCCGCAGAGGUCGUCAAAAGACAACCCGUAAACGAGAGGAGGAGGUGGACAUUGAUUUGGAUGACCCAGAGAUCAACCACUUCCCCUUCCCAUUUCAUGAGCUGAUGGUGUGGGCCGUUUUGAUGAAACGACAGAAGAUGGCGCUGUUCUUUUGGCAGCAUGGUGAAGAGGCCAUGGCCAAGGCCCUCGUAGCCUGCAAGCUUUGCAAGGCCAUGGCCCAUGAAGCCUCUGAGAAUGACAUGGUGGAUGACAUCUCACAGGAACUCAACCACAACUCCAGAGAGUUUGGCCAGCUUGCAGUGGAGCUCCUAGACCAGUCCUAUAAACAGGAUGAACAGAUGGCCAUGAAGCUGUUGACAUACGAACUGAAGAACUGGAGCAAUGCUACCUGUCUGCAGCUGGCAGUAGCCGCCAAACACAGAGACUUCAUUGCUCAUACCUGCAGUCAGAUGCUGCUGACUGACAUGUGGAUGGGACGCCUGCGUAUGCGCAAAAACUCGGGUCUGAAGGUGAUCCUAGGCCUUCUUCUUCCUCCGUCCAUCCUGAGUUUGGAGUUCAAGAACAAGGAUGAGAUGUCCUACAUGCCCCAGGACCAGGAGGCCUACCUGCAGGAGAAGGAGGAGGAGGAGCCGGAGAAGCCUGUGAAGGAGAAAGAGGAGGAAGACAUGGAGUUCACAGUAAGAUCUUACUGUGAGACGCAGUACAACUCCGUGGCCAUGCUGGGUAAGGUUACUACGGAGACGAACAGGAAGAAGGAUGUUCAGGAGGUUCAGAACCGCCACCGGCUCAUCCCCAUGGGACGCAAGAUCUACGAGUUCUACAACGCCCCCAUAGUCAAGUUCUGGUUCCACACGAUGGCCUACGUUGGCUACCUGAUGCUGUUCAACUACAUUGUUCUGGUGAAGAUGGACCUGUGGCCUUCUCCUCAAGAGUGGAUUGUAAUUGCAUACAUCUUCACCAAUGGCAUUGAGAAGAUGAGAGAGAUCCUGAUGUCCGAGCCCGGCAAGUUGUUACAGAAGGUGAAGGUCUGGCUCCAGGAGUACUGGAACAUCACAGACCUCAUGGCCAUCCUCAUCUUUUCUGUUGGCAUGGUGCUCCGCCUCCAGGAUCCACCGCUCAUGAGCUAUGGGCGGGUCAUCUAUUGUGUCAACAUCAUCUAUUGGUACAUUCGGCUCCUGGACAUCUUUGGAGUCAACAAGUACUUGGGUCCCUAUGUUAUGAUGAUUGGCAAGAUGAUGAUCGACAUGAUGUAUUUUGUGAUCAUCAUGCUGGUGGUGCUGAUGAGUUUUGGGGUGGCACGGCAGGCCAUCCUCAACCCUAAUGAGGAUCCAUCCUGGAUGUUAGCGAGGAACAUCUUCUUUAUGCCCUACUGGAUGAUCUAUGGAGAGGUGUUUGCUGACCAGAUUGACCAUAUGCAUAGUAGGAAGUUACAGCACAGGCUGAAUGAAAAACUCUGGCUGGUUGAAAAUUACUUUCGAACACACGGAACCUGGCGUAAUAGCGGUCCAUCCCUCAUUGCCCAGUGCAAUCAAAAUCCCACUCCUUGUGGCCAGAACAUCACAACUGAGGAGGGGUCGGUGGUGGCCCUGCCCCCCUGUAAAACUGGUGCCUGGAUCGUCCCAGCCAUCAUGGCCUGCUACCUGCUGGUGGCCAACAUACUGCUGGUCAACCUGCUCAUAGCUGUCUUCAACAACACGUUCUUCGAAGUGAAGUCCAUCUCCAACCAGGUGUGGAAGUUCCAGCGCUACCAACUGAUCAUGACCUUCCACGAGCGGCCUGUUCUUCCUCCGCCCCUCAUUAUCUUCAGUCACAUGACGAUGGUCCUAAAGCACCUGUGCUGUCGCUGGCGCAAGCACGAUGACGACGAGAGAGACUAUGGGCUAAAGCUUUUCAUCACAGAAGAUGAGCUGAAGAAGGUUCAUGACUUUGAGGAGCAGUGUAUAGAAGAGUACUUCAGAGAGAAAGAUGACCGCUUCAACUCAUCCAAUGAUGAGAGGAUCAGAGUCACUUCAGAAAGGGUGGAGAACAUGGCCAUGCGUCUGGAGGAGGUCAAUGAGAGAGAACAUUUCAUGAAGGCUUCACUACAGACGGUCGACAUUCGUCUGGCCCAAAUGGAGGAGUUGAUCGGGCGGAUUGCUGUAGCGCUGGAACGUGUGACGGGUGUAGAGCGUGGCGAGGUCAACAAAGCUCGUUCCCGUACCUCGUCUGACUGUACUGACUCAGCUUACAUUCUCCGUCAGGGUGAGUGCCCCGACGCGGCAUACAUCCUUCGCCAGAGCAGCUUCAACAGCACUGAAGGGAAUUCCUACCGUCUACAGGAAGCACUAGAGGGAGGAGCAGAGGGCUCCAUGUCCCCUCCCUCCCCCACUAGCAUAGCUGCACGGACAAGGAGCCACUCCUUCUACGUUGGAGGGGGUCGUGGUGGUGAACGCACAAGUGGAGCUGAACGUGCUGAGAGCUUUUUCAAAGAGCGCUCGCUUAGUCUACACCGUGCCAAUAGCUCACAAUCAGUGGCCUCUGCUGCUGCCCCCAAGGAGUCUAAGCCCCUUCCUCUAGCAACGCUGUCGGUCUCCCAGCAGCACCGCCCAUCAUCAUGCAUUGACAUUUAUGUCUCAACUUCUGAGGAGGUGGGGCCUGCUGAUGUGUUCCUGGAUCCACUCCGCAUGGCUCCGCCCCUCAGGAGAGAAUCCUCCCUCCAUUCAGAGAUCAUGGAGGCGGUGCUGUCAGGAGGCCGGGACUUCAGCAGCGCUGCCGCCAGCGGUUUGGGCGACAGGCACUCGGAGGGUGGCGCAGGAAGCAGUGGAACAGCCGGAGCUAUGUUUGAGGAUAGCGCAGCAGCAGAUUUGUCCCUGUGCUCAGCCCACCUCCUACCGGACAACGCCCUUCCUUCCUGGGACAUGGAACCAUCUCCCCCACCUUCAGCAGGAGUGCUAGAGCGCUCUAAAAGUAGCCGCUACCUCUCCACAGUCGGGGUUGGUUUCCUGGACGAGCCUCCUUUAGUCAAAUCCCAUAGUCUCAUGUUCACACCGAGAGCCAGCUAUGGUGGGAUGGGGGCAGGAGUCCAGGUAAAAGCAGCUGAGUACACCAGCAUAACUGACUGCAUUGACACACGCUGUGUCUCAGCUCCUUACACUCCCGCGGAGCGCUCACAUUCCCCUGGAGGAUCCACCUCCUUUCCCUUUGACAAGGCGCCAGACAUUGGUUCCUCCCACCCAGAGAGGGAGGCCGAGCUUAGUCACACAGAGUCUGACCCAGAGGACCCUGAAGACCUAGUUUCAGCCUCUGAAACCCCUCGUCUAAGGGGCCUUGGAGGGCCUAGCGGGGCUCCUCUCUGCACCCCCCUUUCUAGGCUGGAGCGAGCAAACAGUUGCUCCUCAGAUGACUCCCAUCCUUCCCUUACCCUGGCCCCUCCACACAGGAAAAGCCUGUCAGUGAGUGAGAGGAUGGAAAGGGGACCAGGUCCAGGGGCAGAUAGAGGGCCUGGAGGCCGAGGUUUGGGGGCAGCUAGAAACCCCUUCCUCAGGAGCAAGUCAGGAGCACGGCCUGAAACAGCCAAGACUGAUAACCUCUCCAUGAGGAAGUUGGCUACUCCAUCAGCAUUUCGCAGCUUUGACAGGCAAAACUAUACGUGA
Molecule: messenger RNA, 5508 nt
Organism: Lampris incognitus (smalleye Pacific opah)
Lineage: Eukaryota; Metazoa; Chordata; Actinopteri; Lampriformes; Lampridae
Gene: trpm3
Product: transient receptor potential cation channel, subfamily M, member 3
Exons: 27
Coding region: 1-5508 (1835 amino acids)
Biological process (GO): monoatomic cation transmembrane transport; protein tetramerization
Cellular component (GO): membrane
Molecular function (GO): monoatomic cation channel activity
Source: RefSeq, a predicted model, not a curated record